Messenger RNA from Carya illinoinensis, 1787 nucleotides. RefSeq names its product receptor-like protein 15. Bases 21 to 1787 code for a protein of 588 amino acids. The transcript is spliced from 4 exons. The record is from RefSeq and is a predicted model, not a curated record. NCBI's taxonomy places the organism in Eukaryota, Viridiplantae, Streptophyta, Magnoliopsida, Fagales, Juglandaceae. Gene Ontology annotation, molecular function: protein binding.
AGUUGGACACAACACGUGAAAUGGAGUUCGGAAUUUUUGGGCGGUGGCUAUUGUUGGUUGCAUUAUUUCAAUUAUCUUCUAUGCAUGAGUGUUUGAGGGAAGAGAGAGAAGCUCUCUUGCGACUCAAAGCUUCCGUGAACUCCUCGUAUGAUUACUUGACAUCUUGGAACUCAUCUCACGAGGAGAGUAAUUGCUGCGAUUGGGAACAUGUUGUGUGCGACAACAUUACAGAGCGUGUAAUCAAGCUUGAUCUUGUUUCCAAUACUGAUGAAGUUUGGUAUCUGAAUGCCUCUUUGUUUCUUCCUUUUCAAGAGCUUAAGUACCUGGAUUUGAAUGAUAAUAAAAUAUCUAGAUGGGUUCCAAAUGAAGGUUUUGAAAGAUUAUCCGGAUUGAGCAAGCUGGAGGAGCUUCAUUUGGAUUAUAAUUACAUCAAUGAAAGCUUCUUAUCAUCUCUUGGUCAGAUUUUAUCGCUCAAGAAAUUAUAUUUGAGAUACAACCUCCUAGAUCGACCAAUCAAUAUCCCAAUUUCAGAGUUGGGAAGAUUAAAGAACCUACAAGAGUUGUAUUUGGAUGGUUCCUACAUUGACAAAAGCUUCCUCCGUAAAAUUGGAGUUAUGACUUCUCUUAAUGUAUUGACAAUGCAAGGUUGUAGACUCAAUGGACACUUGCCCAUCGUUCAAGGCAUGUGUGCACUUAUGAAUCUACAAGAGUUAGAUCUCAGCCAUAAUAAUUUUGAAGGGAUACUGCCUGCAUGUUUGGCAAACAUGACAGAACUUCGAAUAUUUGGUAUCUCUUCAAAUUGCUUUAAUGGAAGCAUUGAUCUCUCCCCUCUACCCAGUUUGAAGUCACUUGAGUACAUUGAUUUAUCACACAACUACUUCAACCCAAUCACAUUCUCCUCAUUUUUUAAUCUCUCAAAGCUUGAGGUCAUAUUUAGUGAUGGCAACAAACUGGUUGAUGAAACUCUGUCUCAAAGAUGGAAUCUUGGCUUCCAAUUAAAGGUUUUCAGUUGUUCAAGCUGCUUAUCUACCAAGUCUAGUAGAAUAAUUACUAGAUUCUUUCACCAGUUUGACUUGCAAGUACUACAUCUCCCUCACAACAAUUUGGCAGAACAAUUCCCCACAUGGUUGCUAGAAAAAAAUACAAGGUUGGCAGUUCUUAUUUCGCGAAAUAACUCGUUAACAGGAACUUUGCAGCUACCCAAUCAUCAUAUUCCCAACCUUUUGGUUUUAGAUAUUUCAUUUAAUAACAUACAAGGUCCAAUUCCAACUAACUUUGGUUUAGUUUUUCCAAAUUUAGAGUUUUUAAAUAUUUCUAAAAAUCAUUUUGAAGGUGUUAUUCCUUCUUCUUAUGGUAAUUUGGUCUCCUUGGAAAUGUUGGACAUGUCAAGCAAUAAUUUGUCUGGAACAAUAUCAGAAAAUUUGGCAAUGGGUUGCUCCUCCUUAAACUACCUUAGAUUGUCCAAAAAUCAUUUGAAUGGCCAAUUGUUUCCUGCCAAUUCGAAUCUAACAGCCCUACAAUCUUUGUAUUUGGACAACAACCACUUUUCCGGAGAGAUCUCACAUAGCAUAUCUGAUUCAACGAUCUUGGAAGCAAUUGAUUUCAGUAAUAACAAUUUGUUAGGGAUGCUUCCAAGAUGGAUGGGGAACAUGAUGUCAUUGAUGGAUAUUGCUAUCACAACAAACCAGCUUGAAGGUCCCAUUCCAGUGGAGUUAUGUAAUUUGAAAUCACUUUCAUUUCUUGACCUUUCCCAUAACAAUUUGAAUGGCUCUAUGUUGCCCAGAUGA